AUGGUCUCAAAACCUCUUCACUAUGUCUCUUUGGCAGUUUUGGAUUGGGCGACAACAGCCGAAUCCUUGGAGUUGUUGUUCUCUGGCCCUGGAGUGUCUGCCACCUACAGAAACAUUUGGCCUGGAUGGUACAACGUCGGUGGAUAUGUCCUGAACGACGCUGGGGUGAUGCUUUCCGGAUACGACAGUAAACGAGAAGCCUAUGACUUAGCUCCCCUCGUGGGCGUCCGUUUCGAGGACACUGCAGGUGGCUUCCUGGAGUUUGAGUUGCUGGGCGACUUCCGGAACAGGAGCUUGCUGAGCAUUGUCACCCACUGCAUGGGCUCGGACCGGGAAAAUGACGGUUCUAUAGCUUGGCAGAUGGGUCACUGCGCUGCUGGAAGAUUGACCAGCACCUUUGGCAUCCCCCGGCCUGCGCAGCAUCUGUUGAUAGGCUUUGCUGGGCCCUUUCGGGAAGGACGGAAUUGGGUGCUGUUUCGGCUUCAAGACCAUCCAGUGCACAGCGAGUUUACCUAUGCCUUUGGCACCCAAAACAAGACCAAUCCAGGCUUUGCCGGCCGUGUGUAUAUUCAUGGUGUGCAGCUCGCUGUCGAGAGCUUGGGCAUGUGGAAAUCGGUGUCGCGGCCCUGUGCCAUUGAUGCUCAGGGCUGUAUCACCAGCCACAACUUUCCCAGGUUCUAUGGCUCUCAGGAGCAUUGCAGCUUAGAGAUCGAAGAGCACAUUACUGGCCCCUUGCUGGUCACCGACUUUGAGACGGAGGAGAACCACGAUGUUCUCACCGUCAACGGCAAGGCCUAUAGUGGCUCCCAGGGUCCACAGGGCAUCAUUCCGCAUGGGCAGAUCAUUUGGAGGUCAGAUCACUCCAUCUCCAAGCGUGGUUGGCGGCUCUGCCCUCCUGAGCUACCCGCCUUGCCUCCAGCAACGGUGGCAACCUCGCAUCAUGUGACCAAGGAGCAUCCACCUGAUGUUUUGGUGGCGUUGCCCAUGGUCCUCUUGGCAGCGAUCUGCUUGAUCUGCUACUGCGCGCCGACUUAUCGCAAAGCUUUUCGGAGAUUUGCCAAGCCUUCUGCUCGGGUUCGAAAUGAUAUAGACCAGGACAGCAAUGUCUGUGGUGGCUUGGAGGUCUGCGAUGAGGAGGAGGUACCUCCAGUGGAAGAAAUCGCCGCUGUGCGGGAAGGUCUUUUGGAUAGGCUGUUGCCAAAUCGCAGAGUUCUCGGUGUCACGGGUGUCACGUUAGAAAAUCGUGCAGCAGUUGGUGUCAAGAAGGUGAAGCAAAGCCAACGAGAAUUGGAAUCAACCAUUUUGAGGCGCUGUGCUGCGGGACGAGACCGCUUGGAUAAGAGGGUGGCUGCUGGAGUAAAGAUUGUCAAAGUGAAGUCUGGCGAGGACUUUCCAAGUUGGACACGGCGUGAAGGGAAUCGGGCAACGAAGAGAGGCUCAGCCGAAUGGUAUAUCCCUCCCAAGGCAGACUUCUCAAGACGGAUGCUGUUUUUGCACGGUGGGAGCUAUGUGGUCUACGCCCCCUGCGAUGCGGUGUACCGCUCUCUGGCUUCCAGGCUGGCGCUGCAGUGUGGUCUUUGCGUUUUGUCCAUCGACUAUCGACUGGCGCCUGAGCACCGUUUUCCAGCUGCCUUUGAGGACUGCUUCAGGGAGAGGAACUGCAGAUCUGGAUCAACAUACAUAUUCCUUUACUCUUUCGGGAAGUUCAAAGUGCUUCAUCGAAUAGCCAUGGCGCUGAAAUUGGCGUGGUCCAUGGCUCUUUUGGGUGCUUCAUUGGCCACUGAUGGUGAGUUCAUGGCCAGUGAUGAUGAGUGCGGUGCCGAAAGCGCCGAAGCUUGCACCCUGAAUGCCUUGCAACUGAGACGUCAGCAAGUGCAGCAGGAAGAGGGCUGCCAUGAUAUCAAAGAAGGUGAGGGUGGUCCCUGUUGGGAAGCCAUCAUGUGGAUCAAAAAUGUUGGCUUGCCCAAGCACGCCAACUGGUAUCCAGAUAUGACCGAGGACUCUCCUUUGGGCGCCUUCCAAUUUGCCUCCUGGAACACCACACAUCCCAAGUGUCCUAGGCCCUGUAACGUGCCUGCACCCGGCAGCUGGUGUCGCAAUGCAGCUCCACCCACCUUAUGGCGCGCGGCAGCUGCUGGACCCAGCAUCAACAUCAAGGUGUUGUCCUACAACCUCUUCUGGUGGCAUUUGUUCAAGGUGGAGGGCGGCCGGGGUGGCAGCGCCGGACAUUUGAUCCGAAGCACCAGUCAGCCCCCUUAUGAUGUCAUGGGCUUCCAGGAAUGUGAGGAUCCUGAGAAGGUGCUGGGUCCUGCAGGACUUUUGCAGGAAUACGAGAUGUUCCAAGGAACCCAUGCUAUUUGCAUGGCCUAUCGAAAGGACACCUGGCAGCUCUUGGUCAAAGGUGAGACGGAUGUCGCGGAGGAUAUGCGCACCGAGUAUUACGGCACGCGUGGGACGCAAUGGAUGCGCCUGCAGCACAAGGCUAGUGGGCGACACCUGUUUUUUGUGAAUCACCAUGGACCUUUGUCCGUGAACUCUGGUGGUCUCUGUGGCGGCCAAUCCACGGCCUUCAACAUCCUGAAUAUCAUGGCAAAAAAUGCCCAGGUAGGCGAUGUGCUGAUGUUGGUGGGAGAUUUUAAUGCCAACGCAGCCUCAAGAACACUUCAGUCUUUGUGGGGUCAUCUUGAUGCGGUCUACAAUUCCAAGUCCUUUGGAGGCGUGGACAAUAUCCUUGCGAACGUUGGCAAGAGCGAUGUCUUGCUGGGCGAGGAGAUUGGCUCAGGAGGCAGCGACCACCAAGCGAUCUCGGCCAUCAUCAGCGUGGGAGACGAGGCAUCUUCCUCAGGAAAAAAGGCGAAGUCCUUGCAUGUGCCCUGUCAGAGCGCACCACAGGGAUCCAGCUGUUGGAACGAAGUUCAGUGGGCCAUGACCAAUGGCAUCCAACAGCAUCCGGAGUGGUAUCCAGGUCUCAACGCCAACAGUCCCCGAGAACAGUUUCAAGAGGUUGUGCAUCAGAACAGCCCCGGGAAGUGCCCCUUACCUUGUGGUGUCUUGGGUGCCAACCUGGGUUCUGGUGCUGGUCUGGGCGCUAGCUUCUCCGUCUCGGUGUUGAACGAUGCCAAGGGCUCGGACGGAUGUCUUUUGGAACCUCAAACAGAAUACGAGGUAGAUGGUUGGAGCGAGGUGAAGAAAGGCGUCUCCGAUCCCCGCGUUUGUUGCCAGCUGUGCCAAAACCACGGUGGUUGCAAGGCAUGGCUCUGGUCGGAAUGGUCGACGGAGGCCCAUGGCAUGGCAUGCAUCCUGAAGGGCGGACAGGUCAAGAGCAAACGCUUCAAAGACGGCAGCGUGAGCGGUUUGCCCAAGACUGAGGCCAUCAAGGAGGCUGAGAUGGCCAUGACCAAGACGGAAGCCAUGCAGAACUGGUCUGAAAAAACCAGGUGAAACCUUGACAUUUUCGCGAAUGGCCAUGGUGGGGAACGAAAUUGGCGAACAAAGUGCUGCUGUGACGACAAAAUCCGGCCCUUGCACAAAGUGGUGGGGGCUUGGUUUAAUUUGACAGUCGAAAAG
Messenger RNA from Cladocopium goreaui, 3567 nucleotides. NCBI's taxonomy places the organism in Eukaryota, Dinophyceae, Suessiales, Symbiodiniaceae. The record is from the annotation of a GenBank genome assembly.